AUGGCGGGUGGGGGUGGCAAGAGGGCGCAUGUUGCAUAUUUAGUCGCGUUCGCGUCCUUUCCCGGUGAUCAUCGGCGAGAGGAGUUCGAAACUACUACUGCUGAGCGCGGAGUUGCAUUCGGACUCACACCAAAAUUCGAAGGGCAGAUGGAGAACAUUACGACCCCUGCCGGUCGAGAUGUGACACUGAACUGUCGCAUCCACUACUUGGGCGGCCAUCGGGUCGGUUGGGUGAAGAAGGACACGCGAGCCUUGCAGGCCGUUUCGCUGGACAUCAUCACCUCGAACCCGCGGGUUUGGGUGUCCCACUUGGAUGUGCUCACCUGGAGCCUGCACAUCAAGAACGUCCAGAAGGAGGACAGUGGCCGCUACAUGUGCCAGAUCAACACGAACCCGAUGAUGGUACAGGAAGCCUAUCUCAAUAUUUUACUGCCACCAGAUUUCAUUGCGGAAAAUACCUCGUCGGACGUGAUUGUACCGGAGGAGAGCACGGCCCAACUCACCUGCAAGGCAAAGGGGGACCCAGAUCCGACCAUCACAUGGCGACGUGAAGAUACCAGCGACAUCAUUCUGAGGGAAACCGGCGGCAUGAAAUAUUCAGCGCGAGCGUAUGUGGGAGACGUGCUGACAUUGCCGAAAGUCACACGCCAAGACAUGGGCAUGUAUCUAUGCAUCGCCACCAACGGCGUUCCGCCAUCGAUUUCGAAGAGGAUUUUGCUGGCCACAACUUUCGCGCCGACAAUAAAGGUGCCGAACCAGUUGAUCGGAGCUCCUCGUUGGUCGAAUGUCAGCAUAGAAUGUCUGGUCGAGGCGUACCCUCGCUCGAUCAAUGUCUGGGUAAAAGAUACAGGUAAGAUGCUCGUGGAAUCACCGAAGUACGCUGUGCAGGAGAUCGCACAGUCGAUGUACGUAAUGAAAAUGGUGCUGACGGUGCGCGACUUUCAGAAGGACGAUGUCGGAACAUACAUAUGUCUUGCGAAGAGUUCGCGCGGUGAAACUGAGGAGAUCAUUCGGCUGUACGAAAUACCUGGACCAAAGCGGAAGCUGUCUCCACCCAGAUACGAUCAGAACGAGAUCACGGCCAGCAGAGACGGUGGAUCACAUCCUGCCGACAAAGGCGAGAGGGUCAUCGAUGAUAACGACGAGCAGCAGCAGCAUCAGCAUAAAGGCAAUUCAGUCGAGGAUGUGAUCGACGCAGGCAAAGAUGCGAUCCAUCAUGAUCUUUCCGUCGACCACCCGAAAAGCGUGGUGGCAGGCGGCGGUGGUGGUGGUGGUGGUGGCGGCGGAGCGGCGGGCAAACCUCAUCUCCCCACGACGGUGCGCAAUGCGCCGGAUGGGUUGGGCCAUGAAAACACCGUCAACCCGUCGCGCCAUGACACCAUUUCAUCAGCGUCCACCAUGUUCAUGGAGUUCCUAUACAUCACGCUGCUGAGCCACAUCAUUCUGCUGCUAAUGGUUUUGUUUUGGUGA
Molecule: messenger RNA, 1470 nt
Organism: Anopheles bellator
Lineage: Eukaryota; Metazoa; Arthropoda; Insecta; Diptera; Culicidae
Product: lachesin-like
Exons: 9
Coding region: 1-1470 (489 amino acids)
Cellular component (GO): neuron projection
Source: RefSeq, a predicted model, not a curated record